Baudoinia panamericana UAMH 10762 is the source of this 877-nucleotide messenger RNA. RefSeq lists its product as uncharacterized. The record is from RefSeq and is a predicted model, not a curated record. Bases 203 to 643 code for a protein of 146 amino acids. NCBI's taxonomy places the organism in Eukaryota, Fungi, Ascomycota, Dothideomycetes, Mycosphaerellales, Teratosphaeriaceae. The transcript has a single exon.
AGCGGGCUCAACAACAUGAACUUUGAGAUGCAGGUACGAGUCACCGCCACACAUCGACUGAGGGUGGACUUGAGCCAGUCGACGCCCAAAUGACGGCAUCAGCGCCCUGAUUGGCUGCAACACCCGUGCUCUUGCCUCGCCAAAAAGUACUUCAAGAUACUGAGUAUGUCGGCACUGUGAUCCGUUCGGCAGUCUGUGCGUGAUGACUAAAGGACUGCUGCCGGCUGCGUCUCCUUGGCUCCUACUUCCAGCGCCCAAUGGAUCCAGAACCUUGGAACUUCAGCAUAUGAGCGGUUGCGCUGCACUUGCGACAUCACUCGGCUCGCAGAGCAUUGAUUGCAACAGGAAGCGAAUGUUUCGGCACUGGCUGCUGUUUAGAAUCACAUAUACUUUACCUAUGCCACCAAAAGAUGACCGACUGCAAAGGCAACCUGCGUUAGGCCGCCAAUGCCUGCCGCCCACUUUGGACAGCACCCAUCUGCUGCAAUCGCAUCAGCUUGUGGCACCGUGUCCUGCACAUACUGAUCCGCAUCCAGGAGCUCAAGUUGAGAUGUGGUUCCAUAAGGGCUUACUUUACCUCUAUGGACAGCCACAUCUUCACGCUUUCGACGAUUCACACUCCAAUUGCAUUGUACAUGCUUGACCACCGAUUGAUUCUGCGUUCAAUCUCUGAGGAUAGAGAGUGUAUCGCUAGUACAGGGGGCUUGUUGGAAGGACCGACCGGUGAACAGAUGGCCUGUGCCGUGCAGGAACGCGUGAAACGCGCAGUGGGUGUUACCGGCCAUCUGGAUAGCUUUGAUCAUAUCCCGGUAACGACAGCUGCCGACUAAAAUCACCUGUUGGCGCAGCGCACGAGAUUGUGACUGGGUACAGUAAG